GUAUUUUUAAUGGGCGCGCAUCUGUUGCCAUUAUUAUUUAAAAUCCUUCUUGGCUGUUGUUCCUCUCAAACCCUAGAUUGGACCUUUGCAGUUACGCAGCCGAGGACACUAGAAAUUUCCCCCUCGCAGAUCUCAUAAGAUAAAACGAUGUCGGUUGGAGAGGUUGCUUGCACUUACGCUGCUUUGAUUCUCCAUGAUGAUGGUAUUCCCGUCACUGCAGAGAAAAUCGCACUGUUGGUCAAAGCAGCCAAUAUAACAGUCGAAUCUUACUGGCCAAGCUUGUUUGCCAAGCUAUUGGAGAAGCGUAAUGUUGAUGAUCUCAUCUUGAAUGUUGGCUCUGGUGGUGGUGGUGCUCCAGUCGCCGCUGCAGCCCCUGCUGCUGGUGGUGGUGGUGCGGCUGCAGCUGCAGCUCCUGCAGCCGAAGAGAAGAAGAAGGAAGAACCUGAGGAGGAGAGUGAUGACGACAUGGGAUUCAGCUUGUUUGAUUAGGAGCUCUUUUAAGUUUGCCAAAGUCCUAUGUUGGUCUUAGUCUUAGUAGUUCAACAAUAGUUUCAUUUUGGAUCUUUUGGCUAUUCAGGUGUUGGUAUAAAUACUCCUAUUUCAUAAAAGUAGUGUCUGGGAAUUUUUUUUUUUUGAACAUUAUUUGCUUAAGCCUCAAGAUAUAUGAAUUUUGAGUUAAUUGAAUUAUGAAUUGAGUUAUUGAUUCAUGAA
Molecule: messenger RNA, 711 nt
Organism: Hevea brasiliensis (rubber tree)
Lineage: Eukaryota; Viridiplantae; Streptophyta; Magnoliopsida; Malpighiales; Euphorbiaceae
Product: 60S acidic ribosomal protein P1
Exons: 4
Coding region: 148-489 (113 amino acids)
Biological process (GO): translational elongation; cytoplasmic translation
Cellular component (GO): cytosolic large ribosomal subunit; ribosome
Molecular function (GO): ribonucleoprotein complex binding; structural constituent of ribosome; protein kinase activator activity
Source: RefSeq, a predicted model, not a curated record